This is a messenger RNA of Menidia menidia (Atlantic silverside), 2490 nucleotides long. NCBI's taxonomy places the organism in Eukaryota, Metazoa, Chordata, Actinopteri, Atheriniformes, Atherinopsidae. The record is from the annotation of a GenBank genome assembly.
UAAAAUGUUGAUAAUCAGGUGGCCAGUGCCCCCUCCGUGCCCACCGCCGUCAGCAGGCCGGCCCAGCCUCCUCCUCCUUCCGCUGCGAGCUUUGUAGAGUGGUCGAGAGGAGCGACACCGCGGAGCCAAAAUGGGAGUUGAAAUUGAGACUAUAACUCCGGGCGACGGACGGACGUUCCCGAAGAAGGGGCAGCGCGUCGUGGUGCACUAUGUCGGAACACUUGCGGACGGGAAGGUGUUCGACUCCUCGAGGUCCAGGGAGAAACCGUUUAAAUUCAAAAUCGGGCACCAGGAGGUCAUCCGCGGCUGGGAGGAAGGAGUGGCUCAGAUGAGCGUAGGCCAGCGGGCAAAGCUCAUCUGCUCGCCGGACUUCGCGUACGGCAGCAAAGGUCACCCCGGGAUCAUCCCUCCCAACGCCACCCUCACCUUCGACGUGGAGCUGCUCGGUCUGGAAGCCUGAAACGCGCGCACUCGGCCUCUAAUGUCACUCACAUUUUCAGGGUUGUCUCCUAUUUCGGGACAAUGGAGGAAAAAAUGUUCACAGAUGAUUCCUGCUCUUGAUCCUGCAUAGGACCUAUGUCUCUAGCUUCACUAGUUUAUCCUCCGGUCCGUUAAGGUGCAAACCGAAUUGUCACUUGCUUUAAAAACGGUAUAUUAUUCUACCUGAGUUUCUAUACAGUGAUAAGUCAUAGGCCUUCACCUCCCGUGUAUUUUGUCAUCCUCUGCUGUGUUUUUAAAAGUGAUUUUUUUUUUUUUUUUUUGUACUUUGAAUUGGCGGUUGACUCUCAAAAUGCGCUGCCUUCAGGACCACGUCUUUAGAUGCUGGAUCAGACUCGCUCCUGUGGCUCUGUGGCCUUCAGUUAGAUUGUGUUCUUUGCAGGCUGUAUGAAAAAGUAAGAAUAAAUAGUUUACAGCAAUCUUUCUACGAACAACUUUUGUGAUACUUGCGCGUGAAGUAAAUUGGAAAGGCGUGAGCGGGAGCAGAGGGGAUGAACCAACCAACCAAGCACAGAUUUCUUUUUUUUUUGGGACGCAAGCAUUAAGUCUUAAAUUAUGUUCAAUUGGUGCAAUGUUUACAACACAGCAAAAGUGUCCAUGGUGUAAACGUAGAGGAUCACAUUCUGCUGCCGGUUCCAAGGUGUCUGGGUCUGUUUCUUCCUCUAAAGAUGCCAUAAUAAGUGGUUUUAACAGAAGCUGGUAUCCCCCCACCCUCUGCCACUCACUAAUAUCUCACUGCUGAGCAUUUUCUGCUUCCUGAAGCGUUAUUUAAAGGCAUCGCUGCACACUAACAAUAAAAGGAAGGAAGGAAAACGAGCAUCUCUCGUUUCCCGAGCGGAAACGGGGGGGUUUUGCUAUAUUUUCUGCUUAAAUUACAGAUGACCAGUGCAAUGGUGGCAUGGAGCAAUUGGAAGAUUUCCAAGUAUCCCUUUGAGCUCAAGGAGGAGAGAAAGAAAAAUGCCACCUUUAAAUGAAAGGUGUCAGCCAUAUCUGAGCUACGUUUUCCAAUAAAAUCUUUGACCCUUCCACAGACUGGCUGCUGUCUGUUGUAUUUGGCCGAAAAAAGAUCCUCAAAAGCCAAAAUUCCAGCUGGCUGUAACAUCUCUGCACGCGCCUUUACGCAGAAGCAAAACUAUUAGUUCCAAUGGAUCACAAAAUGGUGCAUGUUGACUAUUUUUUUCCUGCAUAUUUUGAAAAGAAGUUAUUGAAUAUAAGUGACUAGAUAAGAUUUUUAGAACCGGAGAAGUAAAAUUAAAGUAGCUGCUUACAUCAGAUCUCCCGCAAACAUUUCUGCCCCACAUCGAACCAAAAUAAAAAAUUAAAUGAAAAGCACAGUCUUGUUUUCAUGGUUGAUAUGUUUAUAUUCUAUCCAACAUGUGAAUAAACCUCUAACAAUUCCAACAGAGCUGCAGAUUUUUUGCUUUGUAAAACGUUAUUUAAAUUUCUUUCAUUCUGUCUGUAGAGCUAAUGUCCUUUAGAGAUGAGCAGAGAUGUGUGUGUUCUCCAGCUCUGGCCGCCUGACUUCUCCUCCUGAGAUUUAGUGCACAUUCUGUUCAUGGGGGGGUCGGGGGGGGAUGACUGAAAUAGCUAAAUGAAUGUGGCUGUUUUUUGUGCUUAGCCUACCAGAUGCUCACUUAAAUUAAUUAUUAAAAAAGAUCAUUCUUGACUUUCACUCCCCGUUCCUGCAGACUUAAAAAUCUUUACAUAUCAUGAGGUUGGUAACUUUCCCUUAAAGUUGCACAUUUUACCAGGGGGAGGGGGCGUUUUAAUGCAAGCAGAGCAGCCCAAAACAAACCGAGGGUUACAUGCAAGUUACAAGAGAGAUAAAAAACAAAACAAAACACAGAAUCUAUAGAUUUGAUCAAUCGAACGCAUUACAGCUAUUUAUUUAGUUUAUCCUAUAAUAAGCCAAUGCAUGACCACGGAACCGCAAGCAGCUUAUGUUAAAAAAGGAAAGAAUCUCUUAGAAUGAUCACAGAGGAGAAGUUCAGC